Molecule: messenger RNA, 16125 nt
Organism: Ixodes scapularis (black-legged tick)
Lineage: Eukaryota; Metazoa; Arthropoda; Arachnida; Ixodida; Ixodidae
Product: ankyrin-3
Exons: 43
Coding region: 442-15144 (4900 amino acids)
Biological process (GO): signal transduction
Molecular function (GO): protein binding
Source: RefSeq, a predicted model, not a curated record
GGACUUCCCGUUCGCGUACAAACUUGUUGGCCCCACUUCAGCGACUUGUUCGUUCCCUCGCCACAGCUGACAGGGAAAGGAGAAAAGCGAGAGAGAGUGAAAAGGCAACCCUCGCUCUAGCUCUGAGGUGUUCGUUGGUUCGUUCCGUAAAUGCGGCUCGUCGGUGGCUAGGAAGCAGCGGCGGCAGGCAACCUCGGAAAGAGACAGCCACUUUCGAAAACGCGUUUUCCCUUCCCAGGGCGUGGUACGUCGCGCGCAGCAAGAUCCGACAACUAUUCGGCUACGCACGCAGCGUGCCGGAGUGUCUUCGGCAGACCGGCAGUGAACCAGACAGUGUUCCGCCCUCCCUGGAUUCACAGGAAUCUUCAGGAUCGUGUAUCGUGCCCGUGUUUGUUGUGAGCUCGGCUGUGAAGUAGACGUGGUCGGUGUUGGGGUGGGCCGAUGGCCAUCACGGUGACGGAGAGGUCCGAAGGGCCGACCAAUGGUCAGAUACCCGGCACGGACAGCUCGCCUUUGCAGCAGCAGACCGAUGGAAAUGCCAGCUUCUUACGGGCUGCCCGGGCUGGCAACCUGGAGAAGGUCUUGGAGUACCUUAAGGGCAGCAUAGAUAUCAACACUAGUAAUGCAAAUGGGCUGAACGCUCUCCACCUUGCGGCUAAGGAGGGCCACGUGAACGUUGUGAGUGAGCUGCUCAAGCGUGGAGCCAACGUCAAUGCUGCAACCAAGAAAGGGAACACAGCUCUGCACAUAGCGUCGCUGGCGGGCCAGGAGGAGGUGGUGAAGCUUCUGGUGGAGAAGCAGGCCAACGUGAAUGUGCAGUCGCAGAGCGGCUUCACUCCGCUCUACAUGGCUGCCCAGGAGAACCACGACGCAGUGGUGCGCUUCCUCCUGGCACACGGCGCCAAUCAGAGCCUCGCCACUGAGGACGGCUUCACGCCGCUGGCAGUGGCCCUCCAGCAGGGUCACGACAAAGUGGUGGCGGUGCUGCUGGAGAACGACGCACGGGGCAAGGUUCGCCUGCCCGCGCUGCACAUCGCCUCCAAGAAGGACGACUGCAAGGCCGCCGCCCUGCUUUUGCACAGCGAGCACAACCCGGACGUCACCUCCAAGAGCGGCUUCACCCCGCUGCACAUUGCGGCGCACUACGGCAACAGCAACAUCGCCUCCCUGCUCCUCGAGAAGGGGGCCGACGUCAACUUCCCCGCCAAGCACCAAAUCACUCCACUUCACGUUGCUGCCAAAUGGGGAAAGAGCAACAUGGUGAAGCUGUUGCUUGAGAAAGGGGCCAAGAUGGAUGCUUCCACCAGGGAUGGACUGACGCCUCUGCACUGUGCGGCUCGCAGCGGUCACGACCAGGUGGUAGAGCAACUGUUGGAGAAGAAUGCCCCCAUCACUGCCAAGACCAAGAAUGGCCUGGCCCCACUUCACAUGGCCUCCCAAGGAGACCAUGUGGACAGUGCCCGCAUCUUGCUCUACCACAAGGCACCUGUCGACGACGUCACCGUGGACUACCUGACGGCACUGCACGUGGCCGCCCACUGCGGCCACGUGGGAGUAGCCAAGCUACUGCUGGACCGGAAGGCCGACCCGAACGCGAGGGCGCUGAACGGCUUCACCCCCCUGCACAUUGCCUGCAAGAAGAACCGCAUCAAGGUGGUGGAGCUGCUGCUCAAGCACGGAGCUUCCAUCGAGGCCACCACCGAGUCUGGGCUGACCCCGCUCCACGUGGCGUCCUUCAUGGGCUGCAUGAACAUCGUCAUCUACCUGAUCCAGCACGGGGCCAACCCAGACAUCCCGACGGUCCGCGGGGAAACUCCGCUGCACCUGGCAGCACGUGCCAACCAGACGGACAUCAUACGCAUCCUGCUGCGCAACGGGGCGCAUGUCGACGCCAAGGCCAGGGAGUUGCAGACGGCGCUGCACAUAGCGUCCCGGCUGGGCAACGCCGACAUGGUGGGCCUGCUGUUGCAACACGGAGCGGCUGUGGACGCCCCCACCAAGGACGCCUACACCCCGCUGCACGUGGCUGCCCGGGAAGGACAGGACGAAGUGGCCGCCCUUCUGCUAGAUCACGGCGCAGCCCUCGCAGCACCGACCAAGAAGGGCUUCACCCCACUACACCUGGCUGCCAAGUAUGGAAACAUCAAGGUGGCCAAGCUGCUCUUGCAGAAGGAUGCACCUGUGGAUGCACAGGGCAAGAACGGAGUGACCCCCCUGCACGUGGCGGCCCACUACGACCACGUCAACGUGGCCCUGCUGCUGCUGGAGAAGGGGGCGUCCCCACACGCGGCGGCCCGCAACGGAUACACCCCGCUGCAUGUGGCGGCCCGCAAGGACCAGAUGGACAUUGCCAGCUCCCUGCUGGAGUACGGGGCCCGCCCUGGGGCAGAGUCCCGAGCUGGCUUCACCCCGCUCCACCUGGCCGCUCAGGAGGGACACGCCGAUCUGGCUGCCCUCCUCGUGGAGCAUGGCGCCGAAUGCGACGCCAAGGCAAAGAACGGCCUCACCCCCCUGCACUUGUGCGCCCAAGAAGACAGAGUGAAUGUGGCGGCCAUCUUGGCCAAGAGUGGGGCCACCAUUGACCCCACCACCAAGGCUGGCUACACACCACUGCACGUGGCAUGCCACUUUGGACAGACCAACAUGAUCCGGUUCCUGCUGCGACAGGGAGCCAACGUCAAUGCCACCACCACGCAUGGCUACACUCCCCUGCACCAAGCAGCUCAGCAAGGACACACACUCAUCAUCAACCUCCUUUUGGAGCAUCGAGCCUCUCCCAAUGCCACCACCAAGCAAGGGCAGACAGCGCUUUCCAUCGCCCAGCGCUUGGGCUACAUCUCAGUUGUGGAGACUCUCAAGGUGGUCACGGAGACCACAGUGACCACCACCAUCACAACGGUGACCGAAGAGAAGUACAAGGUGGUUGCCCCAGAGACAAUGCAUGAGACCUUCAUGAGCGACUCCGAAGACGAAGGAGCGGAAGACAACAUGCUGGGGGACCAGUCCUUCCGAUACCUUACUGCCGACGAAAUGAAGUCUCUGGGCGACGACUCCCUGCCCAUCGACGUUACCAGAGACGAACGCCUCACGGAGUCCAUUCAUGUCGGCCGAGAGCCUGGGCAUGUAGCUCCGCUGACCCAGGAGGAAGAGCGGCUCUCUCCAACGCAAGCCCACCAGACGGAGGCAGUCUUCGUCGGCAACUACGCUCCCGACAACGUGGACAUCUCCAGGACACCCAUCCAUGCUGGCUCCCUGAUUAGUUGGGACGGCGAUUCCUGCUCUUCCUCUUACCUGCUGUCACCCUCAAAACGCAUGUGGCGUGAAAGUAGCAAGCUAAAGUGGAAGACGUUCCUGGUGAGCUUCCUGGUGGACGCCCGUGGCGGGGCCAUGCGCGGCUGCCGCCACUCCGGCGUGCGGGUCAUCAUCCCGCCCCGCAAGGCCCAGAUGCCCAUGCGCAUCACCUGCCGCUACCUGCGCAAGGAGAAGCUGCCCCACCCGCCUCCGCUCCUCGAAGGGGAGGCCUGCGCCUCCCGCAUCCUCGAAGUGGGGCCUGCCGGGGCCAAGUUCCUCGGCCCCGUGAUCCUGGAGGUGCCUCACUUUGCCUCGCUGCGUGGCAAGGAGCGCGAGAUCACCAUCCUGCGGAGCGACAAUGGGGAGACAUGGAAAGAGCACACACUGGAGGCGUCCGAAGAGGCCGUGCAGGAAGUCCUCAACGAGAGCUUCGAGGGAGAAGAACUGAGUGCCCUGGAGGACCUGCAGACCAACCGCAUUACGCGCAUCCUCACGACGGACUUCCCGCAGUACUUUGCGGUGGUGAGCCGCACCCGGCAGGAGGUGCAUGCUGUGGGACCCGAGGGCGGCAUGCUCAGCUCCACGGUGGUGCCCCAAGUGCAAGCCAUCUUCCCAGAGGGGGCCCUGACCAAAAAGAUCCGCGUGGGACUGCAGGCUCAGCCCAUCCAGCCCGAGUUGGUGACCAAGCUGCUGGGUCACCGCGUGGCCGUGAGCCCCAUAGUCACGGUGGAGCCCCGGAGGCGCAAGUUCCACAAACCCAUCACCCUGACCAUCCCAGUGCCGCAGGCUGCCACCAAGGGCAUGAUCAACCAGUAUGCCGGGGAUGCUCCCACACUCCGCCUCCUCUGCAGCAUCACAGGUGGUGCCAAUAAGGCACAAUGGGAAGAUGUCACAGGAUCUACGCCUCUCACCUUCGUCAAUGACUGCGUCUCCUUCACAACAACGGUAUCUGCAAGGUUCUGGCUGAUGGACUGCCGGCAAGUGAGCGAGGCGACCAAGUUUGCGACGGAGCUGUACGCAGAGGCGAUUCACGUGCCAUUCAUGGCCAAGUUCGUGGUGUUUGCCAAGAGGCAGGACCCCAUGGAGGCGCAGCUACGGGUGUUUUGCAUGACGGACGACAAGGAGGACAAGACCCUUGAGACGCAGGAGCACUUCAGCGAAGUGGCCAAGAGCAGGGACGUUGAGGUGUUGGAGAACAAGUCCCAGUACUUGGAGUUUGCGGGCAACCUGGUCCCCGUGACCAAGUCCGGAGAGCAGCUGAAGCUGCACUUCCAGGCAUUCCGGGAGAACCGGGUACCCUUUGUGGUACGCGUCAAGGACAUCCACCAGGAGCCCCUGGGACGGGUGGCCUUCAUGCGAGAGCCUCGGGCUGCGCGCACCGAGCCGCCUCAAGUGCCCCUGUGCAACCUCAACAUUGCCCUCCCUGAGUUCGAGGCGUCCCGAGCUGUGUCUGAACUCGUCACCUUGGAGAAGAAGUAUGGCUUUGUCGAAGAGACCGGGCUAGCCAAACCAGAACUGAUCCAUCGGGCGGACCUGCGACUGUCCGACAUAGCGCGAGAGCUCGGCGCAGACUGGGUGCCCCUGGCGGCGCAGCUCGACGUCCCGGACCAGGACGUCAGUUCCAUCCGGAGCGAGUGCCCCAGCGACCUGGGACAACAGGCCCUACUUAUGCUCCGCCUCUGGAUGAAGCGUGCCAACACCAAGGCCACUGGCAACAACCUGGAGAAAGGCUUGCGAAGGAUCAAUCGCGAGGACAUUGUCAACAAGUGCAUGUUCAACGUGGAACUUGUCACUGACGACGUAGAAAAGGCCGUUGCCAAAGUUCACCUCGACCAGUCCGGGUUCGACACUUUCCGAGAGGAACUGGGGGCUCCCAAAACUUCAUCACUGAAGAGGGAUGCUUCCUUGGAUGUCUCUUACGACGAACCAGACCUCAUGAAGGAGGCCGAGUCGGCUGAAGAGACGAGUAGCGAGACUGGAUCGGUCCAAGACAGGCACGCAAGUUCGGAGGCUAAGGGGCAAGGCAAGGGCUCCAGGAAGGGAUCCCCCAUCUCGGCCGUUCUGGGGCGCCUGGUUCGAGGAAGCUCGAAGGAGAAGGCCGCCCCCACGAUGGCCAUUGCCGAAAACUUUGACGAAGAGCCUACCACGCCGAAGCGAGAGCGCUCAGAAAAGAUGAAGGAAGGCACGAUCAGGGAGGCAAGUCCCGUUGCCACACCACCGGAUAGCAAGAAGAAGAGCAAGAAGGAAAAGAGCCCCCCAUUGCCCGCAAGCCCCCCCUCAGAUAAGUCGGAUACUAAGAAGUCUGGUCACGGUUCGCCACGUUCGGGCUCUCUAGAGAAGGACGUUGUGGUUCAGGAGGUCAUUCAGGCGGCGUCCGUUGUCGGGUCAAAGAAAGGCAAGACGCCGGAACCCAAAGAGAAGUCUGUGGAAACGGUUCCCCACGUUCCGUCUUCUGAGGCAGCCAAGGAACCUCCAGCAUCUUCAGCGAUGAAGACACCAGGAGAAAAUGGGCUGUCAAACUCCAAACCCGAGGAAAUCUCUCGGGGUGCCCCACCUCCCGUUCCGAAAAGGGACGUGAAGAAAACGCCCGGCGGGAUUGUGGAGACCGUCGAGGUCAUCAAACAUCAGGUUGGCAAGGUGACAGAUCUUUUUCCCAAGCUCGGGAAGAAGGGAAAAGGAGAAAAGGGAGCUCCCACCGUUUCAGCAGCUGAGCCUGGUGCUGCUAAGGGCUCUCCAGCCAAGGAGCUGAAGGAAACGCCUGGUGGAGUUGUGGAGAUUGUCCAGGUGACCAAGCACGAGGUGGCAAAGGGACCAGAGGAAUCCCCGACAAAAGUGAAAGGCAAGAGUCCCGAAAAAAAGUCGCCACCAGAAGCAGAUGCCAGCGCAGAGAAGCCGUCUGUGACAACGAAGAGGGAAAUCAGGGAGACACCCGGAGGCCUGAUGGAAGUCGUCGAAGUUACCAAGCACGACAUCGGCAGGAUGCCGGAGAUCGAUGGGACCUUUUCCGUGGGUGCCUUGGAGGGGGACCCAUCCACAGUGGUGCAUCGGGAAGUGAAAGAAACACCAGGGGGUCUCGUGGAAGUCGUUCGUGUAACGAAGCACGAGGUGGGUAAACUUCCCGAAGGCGAAAGCCCCUCUGUGCUUGGAGACAAAAUUGCAGACUUAGCCAAGGCACCAGGAGCUACCGAAGGAGAGCCGUCCACUCUGGUGAGGAGAGAAGUGAAGCAAGUGCCCGGAGGACUUGUCGAGGUUGUCGAAGUGACCAAGCACCAGGUGGGCAAGGCUCUGGAAGACAAACAUUCCCCAAUGCACGGAAAGUUCCCAGAAACCCAAAUUCCUUGGGAGGCCGAAUCACAAAUUUCUGGGGCAGCGCCAUCCACCAUUAUCAAACGCGAAGUCAAGGAACUUCCAGGAGGUCACGUAGAGGUUGUCCAGGUCACCACGCACGAGGUUGGAAAACUUCCCCAGGCCAGUGAUCUUCCGGGGCUGGGCGAAUCUGUUUGUGAUACAAGCAUUACGCAGAGGAUCGAAACUCAGAUUAUCGACGGCAAGCCAACCGUCGUCCGGAGAACCAUCACGUCCACUCCAGAAGGUGUCACGGAGGAAAUUGAACCCGUCGAGCCGGAUGAGAGCCAACCUUCAGAUAGCAGCUUCUUUCCAAAGAUGGGUGACCUCGCAAAAUUCAAGGAAGACCCAUCUGCUGUUGUCAAACGAGAGGUGAAAGAAAUUCCGGGCGGAGUCAUGGAAGUCGUGUCUGUCACGAAACACGUCACUAGUACAACUCCUAGUGUGGAAGCUGGGGACUCGCUGUCAUCCCAAUUUCCUCCAGGCUCUUUAACCUCCGAAAGAACGGUCAGCGAAGCCUUGUCAGACUUUCCGGAGGGCAUAGACAGAACGCUCCCAGGAGUCACCAGGACAACAGUCAUCAAGAAGGAAGUUUCUGGACCCGAUGCAAUAGUACAAACCACUACUUCGGUUGUAACCUCUGCCACGGCCCCCAAAGGUAAGGAUGACCUUUCGGCCGAUCUUCUGGACAAGAUGUUCAGCGAGACUAAGCCGUCUCAGCCCAAGGACAGUCCCCUGAAGGAUGUACUGACCCCUGCUAAAGUUCGUGGAGCUGCUGGCAAGGUCACGGCGGAAGAAGCGGAGUUGUUGGCCCAACUCUUCCCGGAGCAAGAAGGGGCUGGAGUGACGAUGUAUCCUCCGGCAAGCCGCACGCCGGAAGCGGCCAUCAUUCCCGAGUACCGGGGUUGGACCACUGCCGAGGCCACAUCGCCCGUUGACCCCGAGACCAAGGAGCGCAUCUUGCUUACGCUCGGCCGAGCGCUCAGCCAGGACGACCUCGAUGCCCCAUCACCGACAAGAGGUCAGGCUGUCGUGACCCCAUCUGAAGAGGACCUGAAGGGCCAAGUGGCAGAACCUCCGAUUGAGAGGUUGGAGUUGCCCAGGAGGAUCUCUGAUCCGCCCAGGGACGAUGUGCCCUCGGUGCUUGCAGCAGGAGCACACAAGGUUACAAAAGCCACAAAAACCCCACCCCCUUCUCCAACAACUGGUUUGCACAAGAAAGACGAACCAUUGGCUAAGACAAUGGCAUUCAGGACCAAGCCUUCCGAGGACACCGUAGUGACCUCUACGCAGGUGAAAGAUGUACACGACGAUGGCACGGUCAAGCACACCGUAACGACGGUGACUAAGACCACUAUCUUCCAGGAGAUGGACGAGCCCGGCAGCCAAGGUCCGGGAGCGGCCCCCAGGGCGGGGGAGUCCGAAGCAUGGGCCUCCGACCUGGACACGAGCCAGGUGUCGGUGUCCAGCCUGCCCGAGGACGAGAAGACGGAACCCACUGCCACGCUGUCCAGCAGCGCCACCACCACCACUGCCGAGCGAGACGCCUCUUCGUCCGAGCCCCUGCUCCACACACAGGUCGAGGAGAAAGAGUGGACCGAGACCGACCCAGACUCUGGUGGAGUUCGACACGUGAUCCGCAAAACGACGCACACCACCGUGACGUCGGGGAAGCAAGGAGAAAGUGCGCUCAGAGGCGGUGCCAAGUCUACGGCAGAAACUCGCACGACCACAAGAGAUCACCACCAGCUGUCUGACGAAGAAGAAUCUCUCACCUUUGUCCAGAAAAAAGAGUUUUUUGAAAAGCUGUCGGAGCAUUCGCCCCCCAAAGACAGCUCGAGGGGCCGGCUGGGGAGCACCCCUUCUUUGGACACCACCCUCACGCGCCCCGUGGCCACGCAGAAGCCCAGACCACGCUCCGAGAGCCUUGCCUCGCAGGGAGAGAUUGUUGAAGAAAGCAUCGUGUUCUCGGAGAGGCUCAGGCUCUUCCAGGACAAGGACGACGGUAGUGCAUUGCUGGAGCCCAGGGAGGCCCCUGCGGACCUGGAGCGGAUUGAGCAGCAAGUGCGGGACGUGCAGUACCAACUUCACACAGAGACUGGCCUCGUUCCAGACUUGGACCAAACGGAGCUGCAAAGAGCGCAGGCGGGACCACGAACCGAACGGGCCCCCAGUGACGUGCGUUCAGAUGUGUCCAGCACUCCAGAGAGUCUAGAUGGCAAGAGUGCCACAAGACUACUGGUUCGCACUAGUGAACCUGGCAAAGAAGCCUUCGACAUGCGUACUACGGAAUUUUCAGUCUCUGAAGGCGUCCAGGAGCAGCAGUUUGCACGUGUGCUUGUUCGCUCUCCUGUACCCGAAGACGGCUUUGACGAAUCUCCCGCCACUGGUGCACCGGAACAGCUGGACUCUGCUCUGCACAGUGCUUAUCGGGAGUCACCAAGGCCUACUCAGCAAGAGAGGGACCACAUGGAGGGACGUCCCAAGGCUCAAGCCAAAGGCAUUGGUGCUUCAGUGGAUACGACUGCACCUGAAAAGCAACUGGCCGCAGAGCCCGAGGAGGAGCGCGAGCAAGUCGCCACGGCGGGCCCCGCGGCCGCCGUCGCCACCGUCGCGACCGGGCGCAGCGCGGCGGGGGGUCGGGAAGAGAAGCGCUCGCCCUUGCUCGAGGCGUCGCCUCCCGAAGAGACGGCCUACCGCGCCGAACAAGACAUCUCGCCGGCGCAAGAGUACCCCGACUACCUCACGCCCGAGAUGCAAGUGCGUGUUGGCGUAUCUCCAACAGAAACAUCCCCUGGGCGCAGCAAACCGCGAGACCAAGUGUCUGGCACGGAACAGGCCGCCGUGCACCCCUUGGAAUCGUCAGUGGAGUCUUCUUCCGACGUGUUCUCGCCCAAGGCACCCGCGUCGGACACCAAUGCAAUGGCAUUCGAGAACGUGGCAUUCGCCGGCGAAGACGUCAUCGAUGCCUCUUCAUCGCCCGUCGAAGAGUCUGGCUCCAGCCCCGCGGGGAGUCGCAGUCCCUACGAGGUCGUACGCGACGGCGCCACGGAGAAAGCCGAAGCCACGGUGAUGGGGGCUCACUUGGCCCUGCGAACCGAGGAGCCGCAAGACGACGACGAGAGGAAGGAUGAACCGCCGGGCGAAAAGCGGGUGACACCUACCAGGCCUCGGUCGCUGCUCAAGUCUGACGAAGGCACACCCGAAAUGCACGUGGGUUCGGAGGCGGAGCUUCGGAUCGAGACCCACGUCUACGGCGAAGAGCUCAACCAGCUCGUCGAGGAGAGUGCGCUUGAAAAGAGAGAGUUCUCGGAAGGGCUUCUCGGGGCUGGCCUGCUGAGCGUCGGCAUCGGUGACGCACGCACGCCGGAGUCUCGGAGAGGCGACAGCGACGAGGACGAAGAGGAAUGGGCCGAUCAUGUCUUGUCCAAGAUCCAGGGACGACCAAUACCGCCAACGCCCCCGGCGUCCCCGCGCGCCAUGCAAAGUGCCGUGGAAAUUGAGGAACAGGUCACCUGGGAGGCCCCCGUCGUGGAGCAACAGGAACUGAGCGUGGAAGUGGUGCGCGAGAUUCCGGCCGAGAAGCAGGUGAUUGUGGAGCACGACGAAGAGGCAGACAAAGAGAGUGCCGUAGCCGACGAGGACUCUAUUACCGCUCGGAAAAGGCCCCUCUUGGAGCACAUUCCUUCCGAGAUAUCGGACGAAGACCUCGUGGAGAGGGAGCAGUCGCCGACGCACAUCUCGGCCACUUGCCGCGGGGACGGGAAGGACUCCUCGUCGGAUAGAAACUCGUCCCCCGACAGCGACGGUCCUAGGACAGGCGGCUCACACCGUAGGUCGGCGUCCGAGGCCGCUGCCGUCAUGGUGGAGACGGAACAGAAGCAACCACCUGACGACAACAAGUCCAGUGAUGGUGAUCAUGGGAAGAAAGCGGACGAUAAGAUUACAAAGGAUGCUGCAUUGUCUGACGAGGCGAUGGGUGUGAUUGAAGAGGAGGCACCUAUUGAAUUCUUCGCAGAACGUGAGGCACACACACCAGACGAAGCCCAAGGUGUCCCACACUCGAGCACCGGAAAGUUUUCGUCGAGUUCUGGCUCGCCUCCUCAGAGAAAGAGCGACGGCGAAAGCUCUGCAACCGGCGGCAAGUGUGAAGGGGCAGUCGUCUUAAGGUCUAAAGCCAGGACCUCUGCGAGGAAAGAGGAAAAAAGAGUGUCUCGCGAAUUAGACACGGGUCACUCCGGUUCGGAGACUGACCAGAGCCACUACUACUCGUUUGAAAUGACGUCGGACUCUGGCAAGACUCCCGGAGUCAGUCGACCCACAUCGUCAGAAUUCGACCUGAACAUUCUCAGUGGACAUGCGUCUUCGGAAUACGAGACUUGCGUCACAUCCCAAGAUGGGGAGGCGUCUGGCUCCUACGCCACUGCUGCCACUUCGUCCCAGGAGGCGUCCUAUGCAACCGCUCGAUCCUCACUCAGCGGAAGCUCGCGUGGGUCGGCCUACUCCGUUGACUCCGAGAGCUCCGGUCAUCUCGGCAGUCUCGAGGCCUCUUCGGAAGCAAGUGAAACUAUUGUUGCCUCGGCUCACGAAGAUUUAGACUCCGACGACAAUGAAUCGCAGAGAUCGGUCUCUGGCCUCCGAGAGCCUUACGACGGGGACAUACCGGAGUCUGUUAUACGGGGUGGAGUAGAAGUUCCUUUUCUGCCCAGCUGGCAGUCCGUUCAGAAAGGCUUUGAUACAACUAGGGCUUCUACAGGCCAGAUGGUAGAAAGAAGGAGGGAAACAAGCUCAUUUCAAGGAGUCACCCGCGAUACUCUCGCCGAAUACAUGACUGGCUCGGUAAGAUGGCCGGCCGAGCCACAUCACGACGAACUUGACAGGAUAGGCAGGACCGAAGCUACCCAUGCAUCUUCCAAAUUAGAAGCGUUGAAUGGGGCUGCCGCGACCUCAGACGGGCAGCGACGGCCACGUUCUGUGGACGAGCCUGUGUCAAACGAAGAAGAACAGCUGUCUGUGUCUGAAAGUUCGGCCACACAAAGCGAACACACCUGGCAGACGAGCGUGGAAACCGUAGUAGACGUGGUGCAGACGCAGCGCUUCUCCUGCGACAACGAGCGCUACCAGCGGCAGUCGACGAUGCUUGAUUCGGUGCCUCUGCCCCUUGAUGAACCCGCAAUUGUCGGCGAUGCGAUGGACGCGCAAGUUCAAGAUGCAGCGGACAACGGUGCCACUCCCCCGUUUCGAGAAAUAAACGGCCCCGUGGAAGUGGACUAUGUCCCCGAGUACGACGACCUUGUUGCUCCUCCCAGAGGCAUCCGUCCACUGGAUCCGCUCGCCGAUGCGGAGUUUGUUGCGGCACCGGCAGAAGAGCUGUCUAACGCAGCAGAGGACUUCCUUCGUGAACAUACUGAAGCCGAAACACCGCUGCAGCAACAGCAGCAGCAAGUCCAUGAUGAAGAAUGUGAGGGUUUCUACGCCGAAACAUUCCAAGGUGAGCUUUCUACAGAAGAAGUGGAAGGUGCCGUCAGCUUGGCGGAUCGGCAGUAUGCUUAUUCUACCGGUAGCGACGGGUUAUCUAAAGAUAAUGCGACGACGAAGGAGCCCUUUGAGCGCCCAGCGACCCCAGAACCGCCAGAUGAGAUCGAGCUUCAAGAGGAUGAUGGCUGUUUUCCAGAGAGUGACCAGCUCAAGAGCUCACAAACUCGGCUGGGCAGCAGGGAACCCAAAGCAGCUGCUGCGGACAUUCGUGUCGUCUGCAGUCCCAAAACGGCUACAGUCGUAAAAGACGACCUUGAGGAUGCUUGUCUCAAUGAACCAGAAUCCAAUGGAUCUUUCGAGUUUGUCGAGAAGACCGACGUCAUGCAGACGACUUGCGAGGACGAACCAUUUGAGAUCAUUCCAGCACAGUCCGACUUUUGUCCCCCACAGAGUUGCUGCCUUCCAGAGAAUAAGCACGCUGCCACAAAGGCUUACACAAGCAAAUGCGAGGACUAUCUGAUGCACAUGCAACAGACCUACAAAUAUGGCACCAUCGUGGAGAAGAAUGCUAGUGAAGGUUCAUUUCCUCCGGAAGAAGCAAUGGACGUGGAGAAUGUCAACCUGCUCGCGGGCAAGUUGCAGGAGGGGAAUGGCCAGCAAGGAUUUCCGUAUGACCUGUCCUACCAGCAAGAGUACGCCGACGAUGGUCGCGCCGAAUACGGAGACCUGUACACGCACCAGGAAGUGGAAGAGGAGGACGACGACAGGUCUCGCUCACGGAGUGGGCGGAGGCUUAGCCCCAUCUCUGACGAGCGUGGCUCCACCCCCGAUUACGACACGCUCGCUGGGCGCAAGACUUUUGGCAAGGGAAGCGAACGGGACGACGCCUCAACAUCCUCCUUGAUGGAGUUCGAGAGGCUCGAAGCCGAGAUGGCAUCGGGGGGAAAGUCCUCCAGUGUGGGCUCCAGCGACUCAUUUAGCGGUCGUCUGCAGCAAGCGCGCAACGGAGGCAGCGAGCAGGACAGUGUGUCGGUCAAUUCCCUGACCGAGUUUGAGAAACUGGAGAAAGAGUUGGUCGAAGCAGAGGGCGUGGACGGCCGCCUCCGAGAAGAACCCGUGGCCAGGCUGGACGAAAUCGACGAAGGCCACGAAAGCCAGGCGUCGGAUCCAGAUCAAGAACUGUACGAAGGCCUUCUCCGGGUCCGUGGCGCCCUGACGGAAUCUGGCCUGCAAAAGUUUGUUGUCGAAACGGAAGAAGCCGACGGUCACUCGGGGCGGACCCGACCCGACACGCUUGCUGACCACUGGCGAGACAAAACCCAGGUCGAACGAGAUUUUACAUCCGAGCACACCGAGAGACACUUUUUGACGUCCCGCACCGAGAGCGGACAUUCGGUGGACAGCGUUGACAGGCAAAGCUCGGCCUCGACGGCGACUCAGUAUGAUGCAGAUUCGCUGAAAGAAAGAGAGAUGGACGAUUUUGAAUCUAAUCAGGCACCCGAGACCCUGGGGUGGACAAUGAAGGAUGCCGCGGACGUCGACCAAGACUCGUUGCACGAGUCAGAAAGACACGACUCGCUCCAAGAGUACCCUAGUGAGGAAAAGGACUCCCUCCAGGGGAUGGACCCGUCGGCAGAAAUGGAUUCUCUGCAGGACGAUGGGAACAACCUCCAGGACUCGCUGCACGAAGCCCGAGAGAUCGAUUGGGACUCUUUCCACGGCGAUGAUCUCCCGCGCGAUUGGCACCGGCAGCCGAGUCCCAUCCGCACGACGGAGCUCUCCCCAACCAUGUCUCGUCCGGCAGUGUCGCCACUAGUGGCACCGGUGGUCAUCGAGCGCAUCGACACGCUCACCUGGGUUGGGCAGGACGGAGAACCCGUGUUGUUUCCAGCCGAGCGCUUGCAGGGUGAUGCUCUCGUUUCCAGCACCGACUCGCUGGAACCUAGCAGCUCAGCCAACACACACGCCACUUAUCAAUUCGAAACAGACUCAAUGAUGUCGUCCAGCCUGACGUCGGCUGACGAAUCCACCAUGGUGUCCAGCACAGACACACUGGACCAGGAGGCAGUACGGUCUGGAUUGCAAGGACGUACGCCGGCAUUAGAGAGCCCCUUUCAUGGUGGGGACGACACCGUGGAUUCGUUGCUCGACGAAUCUGGCGAGUUCUUCUUUGAUGGGAAUGCAACGAUGCGCCGAGUGAAGCGACGGCCCCUAGAGGGUGGGCGUCCCCCGCCGGACGACGUCGAAACACGCUUCCGGGAGUACCUUCUCCAAUCUGUUGUGACGCCCGCGGACGAGGAACAAGUAGAAGAGCGGCAGACACUGGACGAGCGCGGCAACGUGGUUGUGACGCGCACGGUCAAGCGCCACCUCACGUCGGAACCGCAGUUGCACACGCAGACUUUCUCCGGCUUGGACGCCGAAGAGCGGAGCCGCGCAUUUGUGGCCUCCUUCUCGGCGGUGCAGCCAUCGGCCGACAAGGACGAAUACGAGGGCUUUGACGACGCAGGCAAUGCGGUACGAGUCACACAGCGCGUGCUGGUCAAGCCUUCCGUGAAGACGGUGACCUUCACGGGGCCGGACGCCCGUGCCCAGAUGCAAGAAUACAUGCGCAACUCGGGCGUGGGGCCGCAGUCUUCGGCCGAAAACACCCCGACAUCGGACUCUGGCGUGGGCGUCUGCUCGUCGCUGGCGAGCCCUCCCGCGUUAGCCCCCGACCCCCCCGCCACAACGCUGCCCUCCACGGCUUGGCCUGGGCUUCGGCGCUUGUCAGGCGGAGACCAGUGGAUGGAGGAAGAGUCGGCUUUGGAUGAAUCAGCUCAACCUGUCGCCACUUCUCGUGUGAUCACAACUCGGACCAUCCGAACUGUCUGUCCCGACGGCCAGGAGCAGGUGGUGACCACCACGUCCUGCGACGACGACAGCGAGGUGCGCAUGCGCCGCAGCAUGCAAGGCGUCCUCGACAGCUUCCUGGCGGACUCCGGGCCUCCCGCUCCGACCAGGGGAUACCUGGACGACAACGAGGAGUAACCGCAGUCCAGAUCGAGCUUCUCGUACCAGCCCGCUUAUUUAUACUCCCGUAGCACACCACAAAGUUUUGCACUUCGUGACGGCUUUCGUCGAGUUUCACCCGACCGCGUGAUACUACUAGCGUCGUGUUCCUCUUGCGUUGGCGUUUGCACGAUGGGCCCGAAAAGUGCAGUGCAAACUGCCGUUCCAGAUGCUCUAGACAGCUAUGUAUACAAUAUCGUUCCGUGUCAAUCGGCUUCAACGCUUUAGCGGCAGCUCUCAGAGUCGUCCUUGCUUCAUUUAGGCGGGUGGGCGUCCCAGAUUCGGGUAUGGCUCGCUGUAAAGACGGCUCUCGGAUGGCUGUAUGCAGCUUGGUCGUUCACUGCCCUCACGGAUGGUCGCUUAGAGGCAAUGCAAAGUGCAUCGCUCGUGCGAGCACCUGCGCGCCGGGCCUGACGUGCGUUCCAGUUGAGUCCUUAUGAAGUCCUUGUUUCUCUCAACCCUCAAAUCAAUGUUUUUCUUCUUUUUUUUUUCGUUCCUUCAGAGGAGUGCUUUUGACGUUAGCCCAUUUCCAUAGGAGUGCGAAAUGCCGCCAUGCUGCUGUGCUGUAGAGGCGCCAUCGUGUAUGCGGAUGUUUCUGUAUUCUAGAAAAGCAUCUGCCGUCUUUGGUUUCUAAUGCUGGUACAUUGGUGGACAUUUAGGAGAAGCCAGCUUAUUUUAUAUUAUUUGUUUUUGCACAUGUGCAUCAAUUGCCAGGUUUGUCGGGGCAAAAACGUUGACAAAAAGACUUGUCUAAUCACGUUUAUCGUGCUUCUUGUAAAACAAAUACACACAAAAACAUGUUCAGAGUUUGCAAGUGGUAGCGUGUUUGUGGCGGAACGUUGGCGGCGGCUGGGCUGUUUGCUCGACGCUUGAGCCAUAGGUGAUUUACCACACCGUUUAUGUAAUCUCAUUCACGUGCAUGUUCUUGGCUUUCAAUAAAACGCAAUUUUUCCUUACAAA